AUGUUAGUCCAGGACACAUACGAUGGUCGUCGUGGGGUAGACUUCAGGUCAUUGACAGGUCUUCUUGUGGCCCAGCCUACACUCGAACAUCUGGAGCUGAGGUUCGAUUCAAGAGUCAGCGUGAUAGUCAACCUCCCCGACGAUGCCCUGCCCCAUCUUUGCUAUCUGCACGCCCCGCUGUUGCUCGCUGCAGCGAUCAUCCCUGGUAGGAAGGUUCGCCACUUAGGCCUUCUAAAACUUCUCGUGGACAUCGAUAUCACAACGGCCCAAGCCCUACAACAGGUCAUAUCGCUCUUCGUGGAAGACGUAUUGAAGUCCCCCCAACCUUCCAACAGUCCAACUUCGCACAUCCUCAAUGACCUCGCGAUAGGCGGAAUCGAAGUGCGCUACGCCCAAAUCACGGGCGGUGUCGAACGCCUCGAUGUCGCUAGGGCACAGGAAAUGUUUGACGAAAUGCCUACCAUGCGGAUCGUUGCCGCGACGGAGACCAUCACCAACAGACCAGUGGCUGCUAGCUUCGAUCGCUUCCAACGAGAUAGAGUUGCCACCUUGUCGAUGUCAACCCCUCGAUCUGGGCCCCCGUGGUGUGAAUCCCUUUGCUUGAAGGACGUUGAUAUAGAUGACGCUUGA
This is a messenger RNA of Pleurotus ostreatus (oyster mushroom), 630 nucleotides long. RefSeq lists its product as uncharacterized. NCBI's taxonomy places the organism in Eukaryota, Fungi, Basidiomycota, Agaricomycetes, Agaricales, Pleurotaceae. The record is from RefSeq and is a predicted model, not a curated record. The transcript is spliced from 3 exons. The coding region runs from base 1 to 630 and encodes 209 amino acids.